Messenger RNA from Colletotrichum abscissum, 792 nucleotides. RefSeq names its product short chain dehydrogenase. The transcript is spliced from 2 exons. The record is from RefSeq and is a predicted model, not a curated record. Lineage: Eukaryota; Fungi; Ascomycota; Sordariomycetes; Glomerellales; Glomerellaceae. Bases 1 to 792 code for a protein of 263 amino acids.
AUGGCCUCUACGCAAGCUCAGUCUCUACACGGCAAAGUCGCUAUCGUGACUGGCGGCUCCAGAGGAAUUGGUGCCGCCAUUGCUGUCGAACUAGCCAAGAGAGGGGCAAACGUCGUUAUCACUUUUGUUUCAGAGAACAGCGUUAGUGUUGCGCAAGAUGUAGUAAACAGCGUCAAAGCCUUGGGCAAUGGGGCGGAUGCCGUCGCAGUGCGAGCCGACGUGUCCUCGCCCGACUCUCCCGCGCGGGUCGUCGAGACCGCUGUCAAAGCGUUUGGAGAACACAUCGACAUCCUUGUGAACAACGCCGGUAUAACGUCCAAACUACCCGUGUCAGAAGUUACACCAGCAAACUUCCAGGAGAGCAUCGACGUCAACCUCAAAGGGCCCUUUUUCAUGUCUCAAGCCGUCAUACCGCACCUCCGCCGUCCAGGCCGCAUCAUCAACAUCACCUCCGUCGCAGCGCGGGGCGGCUACGCCUCCGCGAGUCUCUACUUGGCCUCCAAGGCCGGACUGGAGGGUCUCACGCGUGCCUUAGCCGCGGAGUUGGGCCCGGCGGGACAUACCGUCAACGCGGUUGAACCCGGUGUCACGGAGACGGACAUGGCGCGCGACUCAGGAGCCUCGGAGGCUCACGGGGAGCACGUCAAGAUGAUUGUGGCCAUGACGCCUUUUGAGAAUCGGAUGGGCAAGCCGGAGGAUGUCGCGUAUGUUGUUGCUAUGCUUGCGGAGGAGCAGGCGAAUUGGGUUACUGGGCAGACUAUAUCUGCUUCUGGUGGGUUCUCAAUGUUGUAG